This is a messenger RNA of Aegilops tauschii subsp. strangulata, 1239 nucleotides long. The record is from RefSeq and is a predicted model, not a curated record. NCBI's taxonomy places the organism in Eukaryota, Viridiplantae, Streptophyta, Magnoliopsida, Poales, Poaceae.
AUGGCCAGCUACCGCUUGCUGGUCCAGCUGCUCUCCGGCACCUUCGACUGUUGCGAGUUCCUCCACAUCUCGCAUGCAGAAAAUGAAGGCGCUGGCACACUAGCCAAGAUCGGCUCAUCCCUGCAGGCCAUACCGUCUGGUGUCUCCCUCGAGCACCUGCACAAGCGGUUCAUCAAGCUGGCUCCGGAUUCUGAGUCCAUCUUCAUCCCGGACGACCCUGCAGUGCCCCUCCCCAAUCCAGACCCUGGGGCUGCCGGUCCAAGCUCGGGGGCUGCCAUCUCAGACCGGGUCCCGGGGGCUGCGGAACCCGGUCCGGGGACUGCUGAUCUCGGCCCGGGGACUGCCGAUUCCAACCCGGGGGCUGCCAAACCUGACCCGGAGGCCACCACACUCAACCCGGUCACUGUCGUCCCUGACCCGGGGGCUGCCGCCUCUGGCUCGGGGGCUGCCAUCCCGGAACCCGUCUUGGUGGCUUUCGUCACCAUGCCAAUCCUAGCAUUCCUGGAGGACGUAGUACUCCCCAUGGACGAGACCGAGGCCCAGCAAGUGCAAUGCCGGGCGUCCGCCUAUAGAAUCAUCAACAACAAGCUCGUUAAGCGCAGCGCGACAGGCGUGUUCCAGCGUUGCGUCGAGCAGGAAAAGGGUAUAGAGAUCCUCCUCGACAUGCACCAGGGCAAGUGCGGGCACCACGCCACCUCCAGGUCCCUGGUGGCCAAGGCUUUUCACCAUGGUUUCUACUGGACCACGACCCUCAAGGACGCCGAGUCGCUCGUCAUCAAGUGCGAGGGAUGCCAACGCUUCAGCAAGCGCAACCACCAGCCGGCUUCAGCCCUGCAAACCAUCCCGAUCACCUGGCCCUUCACGGUCUGGGGGCUCGACAUGGUGGGACCCUUCCAGACCGCUCGAGGCAGCAUGAUGCAUUUGAUAGUGGCAGUUGAGAAGUUCACCAAGUGGAUCAAGGCACGGCCGAUCAAGAAGCUGGACGGGCCAACAGCCAUCCGGUUCAUCAAAAACAUCGCGGUGCGCUACGAUGUCUUGCUCAGCAUCAUCACGGACAAGGGCACCAAAUUCGCCAAGGGCGCGCUCACGCAGUACUGCUCCGUCUCCGACAUCUGGCUCGACUUGGCCUCCAUCGCUCAUCCUCAAUCCAGCGGCCAGGUCAAGCGGGCCAAUGGCCUCAUCCUAUCCGGCAUCAAGCCAUGGCUCGUCGAACCCCUCAUCCGUUCACCCAGCAGCUAG